Molecule: messenger RNA, 1540 nt
Organism: Salarias fasciatus (jewelled blenny)
Lineage: Eukaryota; Metazoa; Chordata; Actinopteri; Blenniiformes; Blenniidae
Gene: glrbb
Product: glycine receptor, beta b
Exons: 10
Coding region: 36-1520 (494 amino acids)
Biological process (GO): chloride transport; monoatomic ion transmembrane transport
Cellular component (GO): postsynaptic membrane
Molecular function (GO): transmembrane signaling receptor activity; extracellularly glycine-gated chloride channel activity
Source: RefSeq, a predicted model, not a curated record
AAUUGACGAAGCCGAACGGCCGGGCUGACAGCAGAAUGAAGAAGAUCGCCAUCUUCCUCCUGGUCCUCUGUCUGUGUCUGGACGGAGGAGCUGCCAAAGAAAAAGGGACCAAGAAGGGCAAGAAGAAAGGGAAGCAGGUUUACUGUCCAUCGCAGCUGUCAUCCGAGGAUCUGGCCCGAGUUCCUGCAAACUCCACCAGUAACAUCUUGAACAGGUUACUGAUCAGCUACGAUCCCAGAAUAAGGCCCAACUUCAAAGGAAUCCCCGUGGAGGACAGAGUCAACAUUUUCAUCAACAGCUUCGGCUCCAUUCAGGAAACCACCAUGGAUUACAGAGUCAACAUCUUCCUGCGGCAGCGCUGGAACGACCCCCGGCUCAAGCUGCCACAGGACUUCAAGUCCGAUUCGCUCACCGUCGACCCCAAGAUGUUCAAGUGUCUGUGGAAACCCGAUCUGUUCUUCGCCAAUGAGAAGAGCGCCAACUUCCACGACGUCACCCAGGAGAACAUCCUGCUCUUCAUCUUCCGAAACGGGGACGUCCUCAUCAGCAUGAGGUUGUCCAUCACUCUCUCCUGUCCUCUGGACCUGACCUUGUUCCCCAUGGACACACAGAGGUGUAAAAUGCAACUGGAAAGCUUUGGCUACACGACCGACGACCUGCAGUUCAUGUGGCAGACGGGCGACCCCGUCCAGAUGGACGCCAUCGCUCUGCCGCAGUUCGACAUCCGACAGGAAGACAUCGAUUACGGGAACUGCACCAAAUACUACGCAGGAACAGGCUACUACACCUGUGUGGAGGUGAUCUUCACCCUGAGGCGACAGGUGGGCUUCUACAUGAUGGGUGUUUACGCCCCGACGCUGCUCAUCGUGGUCCUCUCCUGGCUGUCCUUCUGGAUCAAUCCUGACGCCAGCGCCGCCAGGGUCCCUCUAGGCAUCCUGUCGGUGCUGUCCCUGUCCUCGGAGUGCACCUCUCUGGCCUCGGAGCUCCCCAAGGUGUCCUACGUCAAGGCCAUCGACAUCUGGCUGAUCGCCUGCCUGCUGUUCGGCUUCGCCUCGCUGGUGGAGUACGCCGUGGUGCAGGUCAUGCUCAACAGCCCCAAGCGCAUCGAGGCGGAGAAGGCCAAGGUGGCGUCCAAAGAGAAGGCGGCGGGGAAGAGCCCGGCGGCCAGGAACAACACGGUGAACGGGACCGGAGGGACGCCGCUGCACGUCAGCACGCUGCACGUGGCCGAGACGCGCUGCAAGAAGGUGUGCACCUCCAAGUCGGACCUGCGGACCAACGACUUCAGCAUCGUGGGCUCGCUGCCGCGCGACUUCGAGCUGUCGAACUUUGACUGCUACGGGAAGGCCAUCGACACCGGCUCGGCCCUGGGCAAGUCCCAGGCCAAGAACAGCAAGAAGCCGCCGCCGCCCAAGCCCGUCAUCCCCUCCGCCGCCAAGAGGAUCGACCUGUACGCCAGAGCCCUCUUCCCCUUCUCCUUCCUCUUCUUCAACGUCAUCUACUGGUCCAUAUACCUGUGAUUAUCCUGAAAUGAUCAAUA